CUUGAUGGAAAUUGACUCUUCUGAUUCAAAACAUCAUACAAAAACUUGAAUUAGUAGUUUUCUCUGUUGUGCAACCAAUAACAACAAAUGAAACACACACAUGUUCUUGUAUGUAAUUAUUCCUGUUACAGACAGGCCUGCUAUGUUAAUAAUUAGCCCAUGUAGGGUUUAUAUCUUAUCAGGGCUCUAGCACUCACUAUUGAGUCUUCUGCGGUGGUUUAGCUUCAAGGCAAUGUCCAUAUGCCGACUCAACUGGUUGGACUCACUAACAGCAACUUUUUUUGUCUUUACAUAUUCCUGUGAAAUCAAGCAUGGCUCUUUCACGGGAUGACUUGAAGUUCUGGAAUAUGUGCAUUAUUUUUUUGGUUUUACCUCAUAUAAAUGUUGGAUUACUAUCUGACUUCAAGAUCUGUGGAGAUUCAGAGUGUGAAAGCCGAAUGAGCAGGGUGCGAGCUGUCAUGGAUCACCAUGGCAAGGACUGUCGGUUCUUGAACUUCCGACAAGGAGACACCAUUUUUGUUUACCACAAACUGACUGGAAAGAGUAACAAUAUUUGGGCUGGCAUUAUUCACAAACAGUUUGGCUAUUUUGUAAAAGAAGCUGUGAAAGAGGAGCAGACAUUUACAACUCAGGAGAUCAUAGUUGAAACACAGGAAUCCGAUUUUUUUUGUAUGGAUGAGUUUGGCUACCCCAUUGACUCCAGUCAUUUGGACACCGAUGGUGAUGACACUGAUCUGAAGGCCCCACCCAAGGAAGCUGAAACAAGGCAUUACACUGAUGCAUCAUCUGGUGAUGUUUCUACAGCACCUGAUACCCCACCAGAAGAAGUAGAUGAAAACAAAAAGGAAGGUGAUGGUGCUGCCAAGACAUACCAGGAGUCCCCUGAAACUCAAAAGUCAUUGAGAGAACAAGCUGGGUCUCUCGCCUCUUCCUGGCUCAGUACUUCAGUGGUUGGAUGGUUUGAUCAAGGAAAAGAGGAGGAACUUGACAACACCAAACAACAGAUGCAGGCUGAAGAUUCAACGACAGGGUGGCUGGGCUUUGGAAAAGAAGAUAAAUCAGAGUCAACCGAAUACAACAUAAACAAUGGACAGCAGGAAAUAAAAAGUGUUGAUUCUUUCACUUCGACAAUGACUGGGUGGCUUGGCUUUGGAGGCGACAAAACAGCAGACUCGACAACAGAAAAAGAAGUAGAGAACUUCAGGAGCAGAAAACUCUAUUUGGAUUUAGACACACAAAAAUUACAAGAGGAGCCUUCUAAAGAGACGGGGGCGUUGGAUUGGCUGGGGAAUGGACUCUCCAGAACACUGGGGUUUGGCCUGAACAACCAGGACACUGGAGACAAGAUACAAGUCAGUAGAGCCGGGAUGGAUGAGGAAGAGAAACAACCAGCAUCUGAUUCUUGGUUUGAUUUGGGGAUUGGAGACAUUUUGGCCUUCAGGAAAGAUAACAGUGAAUCAGGCACAGAAUCUGAUGCUGGUGUGAACAAGGAAGAAACAAGUGCAGUAGAUGGUACAUCUCAGAUUGAUCAAAAAGAUAACCAUCUCCAUAACAGGUUAGAAGACGUAUUUUCUUUUAAUGAUAAGGACAAAGAAGAUAAUUUAGAUAGAACCACCAUUGAUCAGGAUUUUAUUCCCCAGAAUGACUCAACGUUCACUGAGUCUGUGAGUCAAAUUGAGGACUCCAAAAGUGAAAAGACAGACUUUACAAAUGAGGUUGAUGAGGGUUUCUCAGAGAAGAAUCAGGAUCAUGAACCGGAAGAUCAGGAGAACUUGGACACAGCUGGUGAUAACGCAGACACCGAGUCAUACCAUCAUGAGUUCAUCCAGAAAGAAGAACGUAGUCCUCCAAAAUUCACUUCAGACUCCCCCAAAAGUACUCAAACAAUAUCUGAAAAGCCACCAGAGGAGGAAAGGAGGGACACAUACAUUCAAGAUGCCAAAUAUGUGUCUCAGAUGAUGGACUUUUUUAAAGAAAGUGGCUUUGAAUCUUCUCCACGGCUUAAAGUGGAAGAUGAAGAAGAAAAGGAGGACGAGAAGCUGGAGAUUGAAGAAAAGCAGGGGAAGAUGUCACAGUUACAAGAGUAUAAUGAUAAAGACAAGGAAAUGCAGGCUGACUUAGAAGUAUUAGAUGGGAAGAACACAAAAGAAAAUGAGGAGUUAAAAAAGUUGGAAAACAGCAAUAAGCUGGAGGUUGUACGGUUAGAAGAAAUGAAGCAGGAAGAAGUGAUGGACUUAGCACAGACAGUGGAGAAGUCUGAAGCUGAAGACGAAGCAGAUGAAUUCAGAGACAAUUCAAACGAUGAGAAGCAGCGAGAGGAGAAUGAAGAAGGUGGCGAGUUAGUCAAAGAUAUGGAAGAGGCACACAAAUUGUUUGAGAUGAAGGACUUAGACUAUUUGAAGAGGGAAGAGUUGAAAGAGAUGCAGGAGAUCUCAAAUGAGUUAGUACAAAAAACCAAAGAGUUAGCAGAGGAGGAGUUGCAAGCAUUGGAAGAAAAUAAGCGUCAGGAAGAUGGCAAGUUGGAAGAGAUAGAAGACAAGAAGCAGAAAGAAGCAGAGGGGAAGAAGUUGGCAUACAUGAUGUGGCAAGACUCAAAACAGAUGGAGGUGGAUGGGUUUGAGCACAAGAAGUGUGAAGAAAUAAAGACGUUUGCAGAGAAGAAGCAGGAAGAGGAUGAUGAGUUAGUACAGAAGUUAGAAGAUGACAAUAAGGAGUUAACAAAAACACAGAAAUUGGAAGCAUUAAAAGACAAACAGGAAGAAGUGGAAAGGUCCGCUGAAAAUCAGAGUGAGUUUGAACAUGAGAAGCAGGACGAUGUCAACAGAAGUGAUAGGCGGGAUGAUGAAGUAUUACAAAAGAAGACAGAAGAAGAAGUGGAAGACGUCGAAGAGGAGUUAGUGCGGGUAAAGGAUGAUGGAAAAGAGGAAGUUAAAGUGGAGCCAAAGACUGCUGAAGUCAAGGACGAUUCUCAUGAUGUGGCUUAUAGAAGAAAUGCUGAAAACGAAAUGGAAAGUCUUGAAUGUUCUGAUGAACUUUGUACUCAGUCAGAUCAAGAUGGAAACAUCAGAGAUAGAAAAGGACCUCCAGCAAACCUCCCUGUAGAAGACAGGCAGCAUGAUAAAAAUGAAGAAGUUGUUGGAGUUCUCACCGGCACAACUAAGCCCGCUGAUAAUGAUGUGACAUAUUUACAUGACAAAGGUGACGGUGGUCCUCACAUGAGUCCAGAUCAUCUCUAUUCAGUUGAUAUAAUUGAAAAAACAGACAUGUGUGAUGGCAUGGAUGCUAAAUGUGCCAAUGGAAAGAUGACAGAUCCAGUGCCAUCCAAGGUCCAGGUUGAAGAAAAUGAUGUAGUGACACCUGGAAGUGAAGGAAUAUUUGGUCUUUUUAAAAAGGCUGUCAUCUCAUUUGGCCAAAGACCAAUCACCCAAAUAAAAGAAUCAACAGAAUCUGAUGGAAAAACAAGUCAAAUUUCCAAACCACAACCCCUUCAGACUCCUGAACAAGAAGUGGACUCCACAGCAAGCCAUUUUCAAAGAGAGCCAGUAUAUCCGCCAUCUCCAUUGCCAACACCCAAAUUCCAUCCCACUUCUCCACCGAAACACCUCCCCAAACACUACAAGAACGUACAAUCGCAUAUGAGCAUCAAGGAGACGAUUAUUUUGACUGAAUUAUUGGGAAAGAACAAAUUGCAAUUUUUGGAUUACAUUCUUGGCAGUAGAGAAGUUUUUACUGAAGAUGUUCAUAGUGAUGAAUCCAUACUGUUGGAUAUCGAGACACUUCUGCGUUACCACAGGGAGACACAGUUUGCCCCAAACAUGAAACUCUCUGGUCGACCAGAGGAGAAUCAGGACAAGACCGCAACCAUCACUGCAAUUGAGAAACUAGAACUACUGCUGGAAAAAAUGAGACACACUUUCAACACCAGAAAAUCAGACCAUAAAGCUCAUCCAAGCGAAACUAUGGAGGCGGGACCAAGUCAAAGAAUGGGGUUGAUAGAGGGGGAAGAGAUGGAUGAUACCACACUGGGUACUCUUUAUAAGGAAUCACGCAGUCAGACUGAACCACCACACUCACUGAAAGGGUUAAUGGUGCAAAUUCAGGACUUUCUUCAAUGGAUUCACAUGCAGGUCGUGUCAUCACUGCCUGACGACAUCAGACCUGGGCCUGACCUAUAUGGGGUCCCAUGGGAGCCAGUUGUGAUCUCCAGUCUUGUGGGGCUGAUGACACUGUUAUUGUUUGGCUGCAGAUGUUACUUCUCUGUCAAAAGCAGAAUGUAUCGACGUAAAGAGCGGUGGAUGGCUGAGCAGGUUGCACAACUGCUUGACGAGAAAUGUAAAGUCCUUGAGACCCUCAGUGAAUGUCAACUAGAGUAUGAUAAGCUGGAAAACUCACUUAGGGAAAGUGGUGUGUUGGUCCAAACCCAUAAGACAAGAGACCUUGAGGUCAAAGCCCGACAGUUAAACCAUGAUCAAAUUGAACUGGAAGAAGAUCUGAAACAACUAAAAGAUCAGUUGCAUCAGCAGAAAGAACACAAUCUAGCGCAGGAAAAACAGAUAGCGCUCCUUGAGGAGAGCACGAAAACAAUGGAGGAAGAAACCAAGGAGCUCCAAUCACAGGAAGAACAGUCUCAAACAACCCUUAAAGUGUACGCUAUGAACAGUGAUAGACUACAAAGGAACCUGGAAACAGCUGGAGAAGAAAACACGCUGCUACAAGAAAGCAACACUCAGUUAAGGCAGCAGGUGGAAGGAUGGGCAGAACGAGUUAGUGAGCUGGAGCAGGAGAUGAGGAGGUGUGAGAUGGCCCACCGUGUAAUGCUACAGGACGUGGCCAACAAGGAUGAACGUAUAAUGUCCCUCACUGAUCGGCUGCUGGGAAUGAAAGCAUGGGAUGCCGAACUGGAGGGAGACGGAGGUGACACAUCCAAUGGGACUCCAGGGAGAGAAGAAGAGAAGGGAAAGUCAGACAUAACCACUUCACAAGUCCAUCUGCAGAAAGUUCAAAAACUUAUUUAUGCUGCUAAGCUAAAUGCAGACCUGAAGUCAGUAGAUGAAGACAAGGACAGAGUGUUUGCCAAACUAAAUGAUGAAGUAAAAGCUAAAGAAGACUUGGAAGUGAGCAUUAAAGAGUUGGAGACUGAGCAGUUAUCUAUGCAAGCAGACACGGAGCACUACUCAGAAGAGGUACAGCGACUGCAACAGAAACUCCACAUUAUGACUGAAAUGUACCAAGAGAAUGAGCUCAAACUGCACAGGCUGCUGACAGUGGAGGAAAAGGAGCGUCUGCAGAAAGAAGAAAAAUUAAACAAAGCAGACAAAUACAUUGCUCUAGCAAUGGAGGAACUCAACAACUACAGACUUCGUGCGGAGGAGAUGGAGGAAGAGCUGGAGAAAACCAAGCAAUCAUAUCAGACCCAGAUAUCAGCUCAUGAGAAGAAGGCCCACAAUAACUGGCUGGCAGCCCGGGCAGCAGAUAGAGAGCUAGCAGACAUCAAGAGAGAGAACGCCCUCUUCAGGCAGAAGAUUACAGACACGCAGUUUAAGUUGGAUGCCCUCGAAAAAGAUCCAUUUGCCUUGGACAGCCUGGCUAGGCCUUUACCUUUCCGAGCUGAAAGAUUGCCAUAUGGUCCUUCUCCUCUUGGUCGGCCUGCGUCAGAAAGCCGAGCUUUACUUUCUUCUCCCACACUUCUGGAAGGGCCUCUCACCAGACUGUCUCCAAGAGUGUCUCGUGCUCCAGGAGAGCCCCCUGGUGGCCAAGGGGAGCUGGAGCGCAGCGGGGGUCCGCACUCAGACAGUGGUUCAAUUUCUCCUUCAUGGGAAAGAGACCGCAGGGGACCCCCGCCCGGACCACCUGGCCCAUUUCUACCUCAAGGCUAUAUGUUUCCUGAACCAGGAGGUCCAAUGUACAGGAGGCCUGGUCCACCCCCAGGAGUAAUGGGUCCUCUGCCACCUCCAGGUCCUCCUUUUCCCCAUCCAAGGGGACUUUCUACAUCUGGGCCCCUAGGAUCCCUCCACCCUGCAGACAUGACAGAUGGCACAUAUAAAGAAAACAGCCUCGGACUUGAAAUGGAUGACAAAGAGCCUGUUUCGAGUGAUCGAAGGACUCCUCCUGAAUCAGAUCCAAGAACAGGGGUAGCACCACUUCCUGGACCUCCAAUAGACAGUCAGUUUUCUCGAAGAGCCCCCCACGGACCUCCUGAUUUUUACCCUCCCAGAGGACCAGGGGGACCACCCAGGAUGCCGAUGUGGGCUCCUCCACCAGGGAUGAUGUUUCCUCCUCGUUUCCCUCAUGGUGGACCUCCUCCUCCUCACCCGCUGUCUUACGGUCCCCCGAUGCGGCCUCCUCCACCAGAUGGCUUUCUACCUCCGUCCAUGGUUCCUCCUCCAUCACAGCAGAACCUCCCUCCUCUGCCACACAGCCAAUCGCCAGAUGAGCACACAUCCUCUUCUUAAGGUGCCAUUUAAACUUGAUCAUACAAAGUGGCUUCAUCGCCUCCAUCAUUACUUAAUGAUACCUGAAAAGUCCAUAAUGAAUGUCAGUGGAUGGGGGACACCCAGGUAUCAUCAUCAUCGUCCUUGUUUUGUUUUUCCAUGUAUCUACCAGCUACAUUCACUGUAAGACAUUGCAGUCGGAUUCCCAAUACCGGGUCUAAUUUAACUCAUGUGCCUACAUAAGAUUUAGGCUGAUUCUGCCAAAGGUAUCUCAUAUUAUCAGUCGUUGGAGCAUGUUCAUUUUGGUGUGAUGACUGACUAUGAAUGAUAUCCAAUCUAGGGAGCUUGCAGUAGAUGUUGUGACACAUUUUGGUCAUCAGUGAUUUAUUCUUCACUUUCGAUGGAAGAAUACGCUGCUCUGUGGCUGUGUUUUUUUUAAAAAGUUGAAUAAACUGCAACAUGUCCUGAGUGAUGUUUGUAUUGGAAUGACGGACCGUCAACUUAAUGACAAUACAAAACAUGCAAUUCAGGCCAAAUGCGAUUGUUGCAUGGAUUUUAUUACCAACUUUACAGGUUUCAUGGUGUCAUUAUGUUAGACUGAAGUGAGUUCCUUGCAAUUUUUCAACUGGUCUUAAAAUUUUGAUCAGGAGUGUACAGUAUGUAUACUGGCUUCUGUGAAUAAUUAUACAUCAGUACUUUCAAAUGUUAUUUGUGAAUUUUGUAAAAAAAACAUAAAUAUUGAAAAUACAUUGGUCUCUCCAUGGACCCAAGUUUGGAAUACCUUAUUUUGUUAUACACAUUUAGAAUUUGGGCUGAGCUUCAUUCUAAUAUGUAGCAACCGUCAAUGAUAGAGGAUAAUCAAAUGUGUAUGUUGAUUGUUUAAAUUGUCUUUUUAAAUCUACAUCUAAUUCAAAGAUGAAUAUGUUUGAAGUAACUAACUAGCUGUAGUUGUAUACAGUAUAAUUCAAAUAAAUGUCAGUCCAACAUCUCAUAUAUAUGAACAUUUAUCAUAAAGGUAGUUAUGUUUUUUUGUUGUUGUUAUUGGUAGAUAAGGGAGCAAAGGACUGACAAUUAUUUUACGGCAUGAUAAAAGCACCAUGGUCCCAACUUACACAAGUGUAAGUUACACUCAUUCCAUUACGAGACAUAACACAAAAAUUAAAAAAACAAAUCAUUUAAUAGGAAAACAUCCCAUCAACAAGAACAUUUUUGCUUGAUACAUAACAUCACAAACUGUUAAACAAAUGCCAGUAUCCACCAACAUCAGCGUUAAAAACACAUUAAUUUAUAAAAUCAAUACAAUUAAAUGAUUUGUACUCAUCAGUGAACAUUUAAACAAGUAUCUUCACCUGUUUGGUCUCCUCACUGCAGGCUUUAAAGAAAAAUAUUUGUUUUGGAAUAUUUCAGUACAUUUGGGAUAACCGAGAGAGCAGAGGUAGAUACUGUAUGUACAACAUGAAACACUUUGUUUGAACUGACUAUCAAAUUUCAGGGAUGAGUUAGGAAUUCAAAUGGAGUGAUUUCAAAUACUGUACUUUCAAAACAUAACAGAAGGUAAAUGGAGACUUAAAAUGUAAACACAGCAGAAGGUCAAAUAAUUAAGAAUUUUGGACCUGAUGUGGUUUGAUUUCUUUGAGUCAAGAAUUCUUCCACUGGAUGCUUACUCCAAAAACACCAAAUGCUGAGUCGUUUUUUUAAUAUUUAAAGAAAAAACAGCCUGCAUCUCAGCUUUGUGUUUUCGGCGACAAAGCAUAUUAUUAAGUACUUGUCCUUACGUUACACGUUUGUGCUUGUUUCUCUAAUUUUGCUGUAUUUAUUUUACACAAAUAUUUCACUUCUCAACUUUUCUUCUCAUACAUUUUUUCCCUCUUGAUAUAACUAAUAUUUUGUCUUCAUUUUUGUGAAAUUACUUCACUUUUUUUUUUUUUUUUAGUUUUCUUGUUUGUAUUGUAUGUUUAGAAUGUGCCGAGGGCCAAUGUAAAAGCGACAGGCCGCCCUUUGGACACCCCUGCAUUACAUAUAUAAAUAUUCACCAAGACUCACUGCUGAGCAAAAUACUCAGCCAAAUUGUUAAAUAUGUAAUUUCAUUUGACUUCUAGUCAUUAAAAAAUAAUAA
This is a messenger RNA of Doryrhamphus excisus (bluestripe pipefish), 8547 nucleotides long. Lineage: Eukaryota; Metazoa; Chordata; Actinopteri; Syngnathiformes; Syngnathidae. The record is from RefSeq and is a predicted model, not a curated record.